Molecule: messenger RNA, 993 nt
Organism: Sparassis crispa
Lineage: Eukaryota; Fungi; Basidiomycota; Agaricomycetes; Polyporales; Sparassidaceae
Exons: 5
Coding region: 1-993 (330 amino acids)
Source: RefSeq, a predicted model, not a curated record
AUGAACGAAUUGCAGGAUCCAUCUGAUCUUACUACGAGACUGAAAGGUUGGCACUCCAUUGGCGAAGUUAUUCAAAGUGGGUCAAUAUUCAAUACCUGUACUGUGGCUCUCGGCUGUACUACGACCGUACUCACGCGAGGUGCCACUGUUAGAUUCCACGAGGCAAUCUUGGUCGCGAUGACAAACUUGCUUUUGAACCCCAAGGCCCAAGACGGCUACAUGAUGCCUCUGAGGUCUUUCGACAAGGACAUUCGGGAGUGCCAGGAGCCUGGCGCGUACGACAAGUACAGACUCGUCAAGGUGACCCACUACAAGGACGUUACCGUAAUAGCACACGAAUUUCUGGUCCUCGACAUAUACAAUUCGGAGGAAGUGAGCGAAGGCGUAAUACACUUGCGCAUUGAGCGGGGGGCGACCACGGUGAAGCCUGGUGAAGGCUUCUCUGCGAGCUCAAAGAACACGCUCGCAUACGUGCGCCUGACGAACGAUAAAAUCUCUCGAGAUCCACUUUUCCAACCCUCGAAGUACUUCCGCAUCGCCUACCUUCGCUGUCCUCCGACGACUAUUAUCUCUCUGCCUGACGUCUGCCGGAUUUUCCCGACGCUCUACGAGGGAGCGCCGAACUAUUCGCUAUUAAAGAACCAGUGCUACUGGUUUUGCAGCACAUUUUUGCACGGCGUCGAAACUGACUAUAACCUGCGGAGGAUUAAGGCUGAGUACUGGAUGCUGCGAGGCAAUCCGGGCGGAUGGCUCGGCAACCUCAUCAAGUUAUUCAAACUCAGAAUCCUGAGGGACAACCGCGCGAAGGAGGAUACCGAUGCGUACAUCCAGCAUGGAGUUGACGAGGAGACGAAGGCGAAGGCAGCAGGCAAGGCUAAGUUGGACAGGAGCCUCGCUGAGCUUGUGACUCAGCAGAAACAGAAGAACGUAGGGGACAGAGAUAUGGUCAACAGAUUAUUGCAGCCUUCGCCAAUUGGGAGGGCGUCGCCGUGA